AUGACACCUCGCUGGUUAUUGGGAACUCCAUGCGGAAAACUUCAUACCGGUCAGAUUUCUCAGUUUGAAUUUCUUGUUGCAAUGCCAUUGUCGUCGGGGAAGAAACGCGAAAAUGUAUCGGAUGACAGCCAGGAGCUGGCUGGUCUUUUCCGCGGAAAGGCUUUGUCCAAGAACAGAAUACACGAGCUUUGA
Molecule: messenger RNA, 192 nt
Organism: Penicillium soppii
Lineage: Eukaryota; Fungi; Ascomycota; Eurotiomycetes; Eurotiales; Aspergillaceae
Exons: 1
Coding region: 1-192 (63 amino acids)
Source: RefSeq, a predicted model, not a curated record